Linum tenue is the source of this 1302-nucleotide messenger RNA. Lineage: Eukaryota; Viridiplantae; Streptophyta; Magnoliopsida; Malpighiales; Linaceae. The record is from the annotation of a GenBank genome assembly.
AUGGCGACAAGCACAAGAAAACUAAUUAGCUCCAGCUCUUCCAUCAGCAAACUCGAAGCCAACGAUCUCCUCGUCGAAAUUCUUAUUCGCCUGCCAGACCCUAGAUCCGCCGUCCGAUGCAAAUCCAUUUGCAAGGGCUGGAACUCUGUAAUCUCCGCUCCCGAUUUCUCUCGCCGUCUGGCUUCUCACCACCGGAGCCUGUCAGCCGCCAACAACGAAUCCGAGCAGCCUGUUCUGACUCCCGCAGAAGUCCGCCAAUUGAUCUUGAGCUUUCUUCCUUUCCCUGACGAUGCCGGAUCCAAGUUCUUGGUCCUCGAUUCCAUCAAGGACUUGCUCUUACUCGGGUUCUGGGGGAACGAAACCUGCCAGGAAUUGCGCAGGACGCACUUGGUAUGCAAUCCGUUUACAAAGCAAUGGAUCUCCCUACCUUUACCCCCUAAAAUGGCGGCGAGGCCCCAUCGUUAUAGAUGGACCGUAAAACUAGUCUGCAAGCCUUUUAUUUCCCUGGGCGAGGAGGACCAAGUGUUCCCUGGUCGAUUCCAGGUGGUGCGAAUGUACACUCCGUUGAGCCUAUAUGCGAAAGUAGAGGUGUACAUGUUCUGUUCGAGAUCGGGAAGAUGGGCGAGAUUCGUUCUUGAUCAUGAUCAUCAUUCAUUAAGGUGUUUUUCUCCCGAUCAUGUAGCUCUAAAUAAUGGGAAGUUGUAUUGGGCGAAUUCGUGGAAAAGAUUUGUUAAGUGGGAUCCUUUCUCCUUAGAUCAUAAUAGCACACUUCCGAUUGUGAUAGAUGGCCCAAAGUUCAGUGGUCGUCUAUCUGGUCCUUGGACCUCGGCAGGAGCUUUGCAUGUAACUUGUACUCGUUGGGAAAGGUCGAACGAAUCGCCGUCGUCUUGGAUAGAUUUGAGUGUUUGGAGACUGGAGGAGGAGGAACACGGAGGAGGUUGGAGGAAGCAGAAUGAAGUCACGAACUUGGAGGGUGUUUGCAAGAUCACAAGCAAUUCCGAGACCAAGGUGUUGGACCACUUGAGGUUUCAAGAUGUGGUUGGGAUGCAUCCCGACAAGCCCGGAAUCGUGUUUUUGUCGGCUUUUGGUGCCGCCGACCAUUAUAAAGAGGUUGUCGUGUUCUAUGAUUUCGGGAAAAACAAGCUGGAAUUCCUAGCUUAUGAAGAGGUGCAAAGCUACUACACUUAUCUAAAUCCGGUCGUCCAACCCAGAGUCACUUUCUGGCCUAGCAUGAUUCCAAACUACAAAAUGUUACAGCGUGGCUAUAAUGGAAGUUAUAAUUGUUGGCUUUCCACCAUGUAA